AUGGCCGAGCACGACCGCCUGGCACAGCCCUCCCACAUCCGAUAUGCCCUCCGCCAUCUGCGCAUGCUCCCGCCACCCUACCAGGCCGACGACAGCAACCGGAUCACCUUCGCCUUCUUCGCCCUCGGCUCGCUCGCCCUCCUCGGCGGCCUCGACCGCCUCGCGCCCGCCGAGCGCUCCGACUACAUCCACUGGGUCUUCCGCCGAUGGAACCCCGCCAUCGGCGGCUUCGGAGGCGCCCCAAACAUCGACCGCCGAGGUCUUGUUGGGCCUGAUCAAGAGCCGGCUGACCAGCCUCAUCUGACCCACACCUACACCGCCCUGCUCAUCCUCGCCCUCCUCACCCUGCCUUCGGCCGACCAGCCAGAGCCCGCAUCUCCGUACGACCGUCUAGACCUGCCCAAACUCCUGCAAUUCGUCCGGAACUGCCAGCGGCCCAACGGCAGUUUCGGCUCGUUCCCCGACUCUCCUGAUGAAGACAUACGCUUCGUCUACUGCGCCGUGGCGAUCUUGGCCAUCGUUCGGGUCGAUCCUAGCACGGUCAUCGACGUCGACUCGACCGAGCGCUUCCUCAGCUCAUGCAGGCGGUAUGAAGGCGGCUAUGGGCAGGCCCCGCAUUGUGAAGCGCAGGGCGGGACGACGUACUGUGCGCUGGCCUCCUUCGCAUUGCUCGGCCGGCUCGAGAGCAGUCAGACGGACGAGGAGGCCGAGAGCACGGCGCGAUGGCUGGUCGAUCGGCAGGCCGAGCUGGCCGAGCCGCCUGCAGAAAAGAGCCCCGUCGAAGGAGCCCAGCCGGAAGCGAAGGUAUCCCGCGCUGCCGAAGGAUCCCAGCCGGAAGCGAAGGUAUCCAGCGCUGCCGAAGGAUCCCAGCCGGAAACGAAGGUUUCCAGCGCUGCCGAAGGAUCCCAGCCGGAAGCGAAGGUAUCCAGCGCUGCCGAAGGAUCGGACCAGCCGAGUGCGGCCGGCGAUCGCCCGGCGCUCAGCAAGGGUCUGUCGAGUAGGGUGCUCGGGUUCCAGGGACGGAUCGGGAAGCCCUUGGAUGCCUGCUACUCCUUCUGGUGUACGGCUGCAUUGACGAUCAUGUCCCGACGACUCUCCUCGCCUGGCCCCCCUCGAUCACCCUUCGUCUACCAUCCCGAUCUUCUCGACUCCCCGGCUCAUCCGACCCCACAAGUCCUGUACGACCCGCACGCAAACAUCCGCUUUCUCUUGCGCUGUCAAUCGAGCCAAUGGGGAGGCAUCGCCCGAUUUCCUGGCGACCAUCCCGACGUCUACCACACCUAUCUCGCACUUGCGUCCUUGUCGCUCUCCAGGCAAGCCACCGCAGCAGUCUCGCUGGCCAUCCCCCACCUCCAAAUGGAUCUUCAAAUGCUUCGCCCCUGA
Puccinia triticina is the source of this 1383-nucleotide messenger RNA. RefSeq lists its product as uncharacterized. The record is from RefSeq and is a predicted model, not a curated record. Gene Ontology annotation, molecular function: CAAX-protein geranylgeranyltransferase activity. The coding region runs from base 1 to 1383 and encodes 460 amino acids. Gene Ontology annotation, cellular component: CAAX-protein geranylgeranyltransferase complex. Gene Ontology annotation, biological process: protein geranylgeranylation. Lineage: Eukaryota; Fungi; Basidiomycota; Pucciniomycetes; Pucciniales; Pucciniaceae. The transcript has 7 exons.